Messenger RNA from Neocloeon triangulifer, 987 nucleotides. Its product is annotated as collagenase-like. The transcript has 7 exons. NCBI's taxonomy places the organism in Eukaryota, Metazoa, Arthropoda, Insecta, Ephemeroptera, Baetidae. Gene Ontology annotation, biological process: proteolysis. Gene Ontology annotation, molecular function: serine-type endopeptidase activity. Bases 16 to 987 code for a protein of 323 amino acids. The record is from RefSeq and is a predicted model, not a curated record.
CAUUUCCCUCUUAAAAUGAAGGCUUAUUGGAAACUCCUUUUUCUCCUUGGUCUUUCAAUUUUGAAGGUUGAUUGUCAAAGGGCAGAAAAUCUGAAGUUUAAGGACACUGGCAUUAAAAAUCGAACAGUGACACCCGAAGAAAUGGCGAAGUACGAAAGCGACCCUUCUUACUGGCAGCCCAAAGUUGAUUAUAUCUACCGUAAAGCAAAGAAAGCCCAACCUUAUAGUGCCGGAAUAAGCUUUUUGAAGCCUUCAAAUUCAAACGCUGCAACUCAAAUAACCGGCGGGAUGAAGGCGAAACCAAAACAAUUUCCAUGGCAGAUUCUGCUGAUCGUGGACCAAAGUCGGUUGUGCGGAGGUACUCUUAUUUCCACUGAAUGGGUCCUUGCUGCAGCGCAUUGUAUCAACGGGGGUUUGAGCUUCUUUGUUGCCGCAGGAGGAAUUGAUCAAUUGAACGAUCGCGAGAAAGGCAAACAAACAUACGAGACAAAAAUUUCGAUCCUGCAUGAAAAUUUUGAUCCAGAAACUGCUCAUAACGAUAUUGGUCUGGUCAAAGUUAAAUUCUAUCUAAGUGCCGAUGUGAACGUAAUCCGCCUGCCACAAUUUUCAGACGGGGCUAAUAAAUUUGAAAACUUGGACAAUGUUUUACUCUCUGGCUAUGGACGAACCGCAGAUACUGGUGCCACCAGUAGGUAUUUGAUGUACGUUUACUUGCAAACGAUUACCAACAAUGUGUGCGCACGACUCUUUGCACCAGAGUAUGUGCCCAACUCAGUUCUUUGCACAGGACCCGACGCCACAAAAUCACCAUGUGUUGGCGAUAGCGGCAAUGCUUUGACCAUUUUGAUGCCAGAUAAAAAGUACACCUUGAUCGGAAUCGUGUCCACUGGUCCAGAGAACUGCGUCAACUUCAUCUCUACUUACACCAGAGUGACCAGCUUUUUGGGAUGGAUUUCCAGAAACACUGGAAUCAAAAUUUUAACGUGA